CCUGUUGAGCUGACCAUGUUCUUUCUUUCUCAGGUCUGCUGAUAGCCUACUGUCACAGGUUUGACAUCCUAAUGCAGUCCUCACGGUUCUAUUUCCUGGCCUGCACUAUCGGGUAUGGUAUCGGGCUGCUCAUCACCUUCGUAGCUCUGGCCCUGAUGCAGAUGGGUCAGCCGGCCCUGUUAUACCUGGUGCCUUGCACCCUCCUCUCCAGCCUGGCGGUGGCGCUGUGGCGCAAAGAGCUGCCAUUAUUCUGGACAGGAAGUGGAUUUGUGCCUCCCAUAGCUCUGCAACCAAUCAACUGUAUGCAAACCCCAGGACCACCCACAGAUGACCCCCUCACCAAUCCUGAGCCACAAGGUCCUGAUGCAACCAAUCAGAGUGAGGACACUCCCCUUCCAGAGAAAGAAGCCAGCAAAUCAGAGUAAAGGACUUCUAGGAUGCCAAUUUCUUAUUCAUUUCAUUUUAUUUUUGACACAUAGGAUCUCAUUGGAACACUAUAAGUUCUUAAACAAAUGACACAUAGGAUCUCAAUGGAACACUAUAAGUUCUUAAACAAAUGAUAAACAUUUCAGUGCACUUGGUGUGAAAAAGGGUAGGAAAAGGACUGACGGGAGAGAGGGAGGGCACUCAACCUCCAGUGGCAGUUCUUCAACGUGCGAAACACCUCGGGGUCAGCAGGGAUCAGCACUGGCUGAGAGUCCUGGAUGAUGCGCUGUCGACCCAGGUCAAAGAGCACAACAUACACAGCCCCGACUGCGACCUACGCUGACUUAACGCCCCUCUCAUGAGUUUUAUCAUCCUGUCAGAAAAAAUAGACGUUUUGUCUCCAAACUCUCCUGUCCUCCAGUUCACCAUUUAUCCCACCAGUCCUAUGCAAAAUAGUAGUCAACAAUCUCCACAACUAGAAGGUCAAUGUGUUGCAGUCCGACCAUCAGAAGCUCUGUCGGUUAGCUUGUUCCCAAUUUUUCCAAUCUCCUUUAUUAAGUACUUUGAAGAAGAAGAACCACACUACGGCUUGUCUCUCUGUUUAUGAAAGAGGAAGUGUCUACCGUACUACAUACCCGAUAUCAUGUGGUGCUAUCAUGGAUUCUCAACGACCGAAACGGUAUAGAAUGAUUAUCGAUUUAGGGGUCAAGGGGCGGUUUCCUAGUGAACUAAAAAAGCAAGCUUAAUGGAGAAUCUCCUUGUAAAUUGUUAUAAAUCCUGGAUAAGGCUUAAUCCGUGCCCGGGAAACCUUCUCCAAUAGUUUUUUGAUUUGGUUUAAAUCUGAACUUUUGACCUUUUAUUGUUUUUGCAUGCUAUGGGUUUGGUUUAGACCAGGCUGUCAACAAUAGUGUGUGGUUUAUAUAGUAGCUUACACACUGUCUUUAUAUAAUACUAAGGGUGCAACAGUUAAUGUUGUCCACACCGUUUCUCUAGUAGAUUUUGUGGUCCCAUUUUCCAUUAGGUGUAAAAACCCAUGUAUUUAUGUGGUAGAUACAUACAGUAGUAUAUAGGUGUAAUUACAUUGUAGGCAGCUAGGUUCAAAUAGUACUUAAACGUGUUUAACAGUUUUUAAAGUUGUAACUAAUUACACUAACUACUUACUGGUAUGUAGCUACCAUGUGAACACAUGGGUUAUAAGGAGACCUAAUGUAGAGCGACCAAUUUUGGUUAUAUAAUUCAUAUUGUCUUAAUGGGUUUUGGCCUUACUGGUGUCCAUGGUUACAAUUGGAAUGUCUCUGUGCAUAGUGCUUUAUGAAGACAGAGUUCUGUAUUCAUGUGUUAGCUUAUUAUGUUUCUUAAACUGAUAAGUGAUACUUUAUGUUGUGUGGGGGGGAGGGGGGAGGUUGUCUCAUGAUAAUAAAC
Molecule: messenger RNA, 1848 nt
Organism: Oncorhynchus masou masou (cherry salmon)
Lineage: Eukaryota; Metazoa; Chordata; Actinopteri; Salmoniformes; Salmonidae
Product: signal peptide peptidase-like 2B
Exons: 3
Coding region: 72-425 (117 amino acids)
Biological process (GO): membrane protein proteolysis
Cellular component (GO): Golgi-associated vesicle membrane; lumenal side of endoplasmic reticulum membrane; cytoplasmic side of endoplasmic reticulum membrane
Molecular function (GO): aspartic endopeptidase activity, intramembrane cleaving
Source: RefSeq, a predicted model, not a curated record